Prorocentrum cordatum is the source of this 1680-nucleotide messenger RNA. Lineage: Eukaryota; Dinophyceae; Prorocentrales; Prorocentraceae. The record is from the annotation of a GenBank genome assembly.
AGCCGUUUCGGUUCAAUUCUGCCCGCAUUGCAGCCUGGGGCAGCCCUGCCAGCGCCCCCGCCAUCAGCCCGACAACCGUUGAGCGAUGGCAAUGGGGCUUCUGGUCCUGCUGGGCUCCCUCGCCGGGCACUCCGCCGCCGCGCGGCUGUCGCGCAGCGGCGGCGCGGAGGCGCGCGCCGCGGCCUCCGAGCUAUCAGGCGAGUGGUCCGCGUGCCGGCGGGCCGAGGCCGAGGACUUGCAGAAGUGGGUCCUUGAGCGCCGAGCCUCGCAGGACCGCAGCUUCUGGGGCGCGCAGUGGGACUCGCAGGAGGAGGAGCUGCUGCAGGUCCAGGCCGCGGCCGCGGCGAUGCGGCGGAGCGCCGCGGACGCGCCCCCGAACGUCUCCGCCCCCCGCCCGGCGAACGCUUCGCGGCCGCCGAGCGCCAGGAAGCACAGCCCGUCGCCGCUGGCUGGCCUGAACAUCAGCCUCAACCCGAAGACCCCCGCAGACUUGCUGCCCACGCUGGCCAUGCUGAAGGCCCUGUACGCGGAGGGCAAGGAGCGCAUCGCGAAGCUGAACGAGCGCGAGAAGUUGUCCAAGCAGCAGUUCGAGAGCAAGGAGGUGGAGCACAAGGCACGGCUGGCGAAGAUCGAGGGGAAGGUGACGGACCACAAGCUCAGCGCGGCCUUCGCCGCCAACGAGACACACGACGAGAACCGGCUGUGGAGCUACUGGCAGCGCGUCCGGGAGAGGCAGCACCGGCAGUUUCACACCAGCCUCAAAAUCCAGCACGGCACGAUGGAGCGGGAGAAGCAGAUGAUCGACAUGUACGAGAAGACGAUCGCUGGCACGGCCGACAAGGAGUCGGUGGCGAGCGAGCUCUCCAAGGUGGCGGGGGGCUCCGCCCCGGAGGUCGUCUUCGCCCAGGGCGCCGCGCUGCUGCAGGCCAGCUCCUACUGCGCCGCGGCCCUGGCGGAGGUGCGCGCCGCGCGCCGCGAGCUGCGGGAGGGCGAGCAGUCCAGGCGUGUCCCAGCCAUCGCGGUAUCCACUUCGGCCAACGCUGCUGGCACCGCGGAGUUCUCCGAGAUCUCCACGUCGGACGGCGUCUGCAAGACUCAAAACAGUGACAAGGUGACCGCCAUAAAGUUCUGUGGCCCUGGUGAGUUGACGCUCUCGCGCAUGCAGUGCAGCGAUCACCACGAAUAUAAGGCAAUGGUGGUGAAGCACAGCUCGGCUGACUACACCACUAAUUGUGAGACGAUAGCCACAAAGGGUACUGUCGUCGAGGGCUGGCUCGGGAGUUUCACUCUGAGCUGCUAAGCCGCUCUUGCCUCCCAAACCCGACGCAGGAAGACGGUCGCAGUCUGAACAACAUUUCUCGGCCCAAGUCCAGUUGGGCAGUUGUUGCGCGUAGCUUCGGUCGAGCUUCGCACUCCCAAGUGCGGGGCAUUGAAGCUUGUGCUGUUUUCUCGUUGUAACCAUACUGUCGCUGCAGAGGUUCGUAUCCCCUAGUUGUAAAUACCCGCAGUAUGCCCUCUCAGAGGGACCUAGGACUGAGCUUGGGGCCCAGGGCCGUCAAACAGGAUGACCCAGAGGAGCAUGCUUCCGACCAACCGGGAGCAGGAGCGUGACGCGGUGACGUGCUUAGGAAGACCGGGAGCCGCAGAACCCAUUCCCUGACGCACCGCUUGAAAAAUGGC